UAAUCGUUGCGAACGGCGCGCAUAAGUCCGUCGUCGCACGCUUAGAACCAUAUUGUUCCGCGUCCGACGCCGAAACGCAAAUAACAAUAUCCGUUAACAUAAAAUGCGUCCAUUAAUAACAGGCACAGUCUUAUCUUUUAUCGGAUUACGCUUAUAGAUCGACGAUUACACUUUCAUUCGUCGGCUCAAACGCAACGUGGCCGAAUGUGGAUCAGGUUGAAAGUGAAAUUCACCUGAAGCGCGACAGUUUGUAUUUGAUUAUCGGGUUUUUUACUUGUGAAGUGCCAUACGUUUCAAGUCAAGAUGAAUCUCAAUUGCAGCGCCAGGAUGAUUAAAUAUCUUAUGAUAUUUUUCAAUUUCAUUUUUGUGAUAACAGGAAUAGUCUUAGUUGUUAUCGGCGCCUCCGUAAAAGCAAUUUAUGGAAGUUACGACGAAUUUUUGGAUGGACAGUACUUUUCUCUACCCAACAUGCUGAUAGCAACUGGCAGCAUCAUCUUCAUCAUCUCGUUAUGCGGAUGCUGUGGCGCCCUUAAGGAGAGCUGGCUUCUCACUGGAAUUUUCACCAUCUUGCUGAUAGUGAUCUUCAUCUUCGAACUAUCCAUUGGAAUAGCCGGUUACGUGUUGAGAGGCAAGACCUACGAUUACCUGCAUGAUGAGUUAAAGAGCAACUUAGGUCUAUACAACAGCAACCACUCCUUUGUCAUGACUGCCUGGGACUUGAUACAAAUUGAUUUCGAAUGUUGCGGCGUGGACAACUACACGGACUGGAACGGGGUAUUCCACAACGAUAGACUGCCGGUUUCCUGUUGUCCUCGCAAAGACGGAACGGUUGGAGAGUUUUACUGUAACGCCAAUUUUAAGUCCAGGGUGGCCAGAGAGGCAGACAUUAUUGCCUCACCCCAGGUUGAAAUAAAUGCAACCGUGAACUCAACGAACGUCGCAAAUCCUGAGAAUCCCCAGGCAGCAAUAACUGCUAACUUAACUGCUGAAAGUCCUUCGAACGCCACGAACUCUGUGACUACUGCAAAACCUGAAGAUCAAACGUCUUCGACUCAGUCGCCAAUAACUGAAUCACCUGCAACCACUAUUUCACCCUCUACGUCGGAUCCUUACCAAACUGGUUGUGCUGAUGCGUUUAGCACCUUUAUCAAGACACAUGUUGCCGAUUUGGCAGCCGCCGGCAUGGUUUUGGCAGUUAUUCAGGUUCUCGGAAUUGCUUUUGCAUUUUAUCUCACCAAACAACUAAGGUCUCAGUGUUACAGCACAUAAAAAGACUCAUUGUUGAACUUAUAUAACUGUUACUUAAAUUACUUAAAAGAUUGUUCUGUGUGGAGAAAACUAGUCUGGUUUUGUUUGUGCUUUAAUAACACGCCAAUGAGCGUAACAAAUUCUUAAAAAAUUACGCUACCUGAAUUAAAUAGUUGUUUAUAAAAAUCUAUUGAGUUCUGUUUGGAAUCUCUUCUUUGUUCACUUAAUUUGAAGUCCAUUUUUUUGCUUGAAGUAAUAACGUACCACUUAAAUAGUGCUUAAUUAUUAUUAUUUUUCAAAGUUUUACUAUAUUACACAAAAGUAUAAUUAAAGUUAAAAUAAUAACAAAACACUAAAGUGGUUAAUUAAUUUUUUUUUACUUAAAUUUACACUUAAAGCACCACACCAAAUAAUUUUAUUGUUGCAAGUACUUAAUAUAAGUACGAAUACAUAUUGUUGUUUAUUGUUAAAACUAAAUAUUAAAUAGGGGACUCCCCACCAAAUCAAACAGUUUGAUAAAUAUUAUUUUUUAUUUCACCAAUUUUUUGGUACUUUUCUUAGAAAAUAAAUACUAAGAAAAGUAUUUGCAAUAUACAAAAAAUUGUUAAUAUAAAAAAUUAAAAUUUAGAAAGCAUCCUACUUUUUAUUGUUUGAUUUUUCUUAUACGUACUUCUUAAAUAUAAAUAUUAAGUUAUAGAGAAAGUAUUAAGUUAAUUCAAAUUAAUUGUGAUAAGCCACAACAUAGUAUAUUUUAUAUAUUGAUAUGUUUCCUAUUGGUGUACGAACUAAAAUUGUAGUUUAAGUAAAUAUUUAUAAAAAUUUCAAGUGUACAUUCUCCUAGAUAAUAAAAUAAAGUAUGCUCGAAAAUUAUUUUCGUUUUACUGAUAACAGUUUACGUUUGAAAUAUCAAAAGAAUCUUUUAACAUAAAUUAAUAUUUAUCAAAAUAAAGGAAUUUAGAGUACAA
Aethina tumida (small hive beetle) is the source of this 2213-nucleotide messenger RNA. Its product is annotated as CD63 antigen. The coding region runs from base 304 to 1269 and encodes 321 amino acids. The record is from RefSeq and is a predicted model, not a curated record. Gene Ontology annotation, cellular component: membrane. Lineage: Eukaryota; Metazoa; Arthropoda; Insecta; Coleoptera; Nitidulidae. The transcript has 5 exons.